AUGCCUUGUGGUGACGAGUACGCCAGUGUACAACAAGAGAGACGACUGAUGGAAGAAACAGCAACAGCUCCAAUUGCUGACCAAUCAGUGUACGGACUGAUUGUGUUCCUCGUUAUUUUCCUUCUUUUUGCCACCCUCACUUCCGGUCUUCUCGUUUGUCUCACAAAAAUCUGGUGUGGCUUCAAAGGACGAGAGAGACAAUGCGGCAAAUUGACUGAUAAAGAACGAAACGAGAUCCUCCAUUCACCCGCAUUUCGGCAUUCGGACAUGAGCGACAGUGAAGAUGAGAGUGCAAUUCAUAACACUUUACAUGCUCACACAAAAGAUAUUUGCGGCUCUCGUCGCCCGUCCUCUCGAAGUAUCGGUGGAGCAGCAAUUCACCUCUCCUACAGCCAUCGAAACUCCCGUAGACCGUCAAAUCGAUCAUACAUUGUGAGGGGCAAAUACUCGAGAAACACCGAAGUGAAAACAAAUCGUGUGAUGGAUCUCGUGAGUCGAUCGAUGGCUUCAAAGUCAACAACAUUUGAAGACCUUCAACCAAAUGGAGUUGUCAGUUAUGCAGCUUCACUAUCAGCGGGUGAGGCGAUAGCUGCUUGUGGCCAAUCGUCAGUCGCUCCUCUCCCUCCACCCCCACCUCCACUUCUCCUCCCAUCUCACACCGAUUUCAUUUUCUCGAAAUGUCUUCCCCAUCCACAUAAGACAAGUUUCUUUGUCCCAGUACAUGAUCCAAAUUCUGUUGUACAUGUA
Mesorhabditis belari is the source of this 747-nucleotide messenger RNA. NCBI's taxonomy places the organism in Eukaryota, Metazoa, Nematoda, Chromadorea, Rhabditida, Rhabditidae. The record is from the annotation of a GenBank genome assembly.